GCCUGGCCGGCACCCAAACACAACAGGGGAUUAACUUUGCCCUGAGCUGCUUUGUGGCUUGGUAAAAAGUCAGCGAGAGACAGCCAGCGCUGCCAGUCCGGCAGGAGCCGAGCCCGCAGACAUGGGAGCCAAGCUGCGGCUGCUCUGCCUCACCUCUGCGCUCCUCGCCUACUGGAUCUACCUCCCCAUGCCCGAGGACUACGAGGAGCCCUGGAAGACGAUGCUGCUCUUGGCUCCCUUCAGGGCUGCUGCGCAGCUGGCUACCAUUGCUGAGCAGUUGGGUCUGAUGCACUACAUGGACGUGGUGAAGGCUGGCAUGAGCAUCGAGCACGUGGCAGCCAGGUCGGACGAGAACAUCACCGUGACGGACGCCCAGCUCAGCGGCGUCCCUGUCCGGAUCUUCGUGCCCAGGAAGGAGCCUGGGGGGCUGAGGAGGGCAGUGAUCUAUUUCCAUGGAGGAGGAUGGUGCUUAGGAGAUGCAGGCUUGAAAUCCUACGAUUACCUGGCGAGGACAACUGCACACAGGCUGAAUGCUGUGGUGGUGUCAGUCAACUACAGGCUGGCACCCCAGCACCAUUUCCCUGCUCAGUUCGAGGAUGCAUACUCGGUGACCAAGUUCUUCCUGCAGAGCAAGGUCCUCUCCCAGUACGGGGUGGACCCAGCUCGAGUCUGCGUGGCAGGAGACAGCGCUGGUGGCAACUUGGCUGCAGCUGUGACACAGCAGCUGAUGGAGGACCCUGAGGCCAAAACCAAGCUGAAACUCCAAGCCUUGAUUUACCCUGCUCUGCAAGCCCUGGACUUGAACACCCCUUCUUAUCAAGAGAACCAGGACGACCCCCUGCUGUCCAGGUCCCUCAUGGUCAGGUUCUGGAGCGAGUACUUCACCCCCGACGCAUCCCUGCGGGACGCCAUGGCCUCCAACCGGCACGUCCCGGCCAGCUCCGGCCACCUGCUGCAGCUGCUCAACUGGAGCAGCCUGCUGCCAGCCGAGAUGAGGAAGGGUUACCCUUACCCCACGCCCACCUUUGGCAGCCCCAGGCUGGCCCGGCUGUACCCCGGCUUCCUGGAGGCGCGGGCGGCGCCGCUGCUGGCGGGCGAUGCCCAGCUGCGCCGGCUGCCCCUCACCUACCUGCUGACCUGCGGGCACGACGUGCUGCGCGACGACGGGCUGCUCUACGCCGCCCGCCUGCGGGCGGCAGGGGUGCCCCUCGCCCACCACCACUUCCCAGAGGCCUUCCACGGGGCCAUGAUGUUCGUCUCCAGCCUGGGGGAGCUGGCGGUGGGUCACAGGCUGCUGAACAGCUACACGGAGUGGCUGGAUGAGAACUUGUGAGCCGGGGAGGGGCUUGCUGCAGGAGGUCCUGGCUCGAAGGGCCGUGGAAUUGUCAGGGUUGGAAGGGACCUCAAGGAGCAUCCCAACCCCCCUGCCAUGAGCAGGGACA
Molecule: messenger RNA, 1442 nt
Organism: Dryobates pubescens (Downy woodpecker)
Lineage: Eukaryota; Metazoa; Chordata; Aves; Piciformes; Picidae
Product: arylacetamide deacetylase
Exons: 5
Coding region: 122-1333 (403 amino acids)
Cellular component (GO): membrane
Molecular function (GO): carboxylic ester hydrolase activity
Source: RefSeq, a predicted model, not a curated record